Molecule: messenger RNA, 3975 nt
Organism: Perca fluviatilis (European perch)
Lineage: Eukaryota; Metazoa; Chordata; Actinopteri; Perciformes; Percidae
Product: NLR family CARD domain-containing protein 3-like
Molecular function (GO): protein binding
Source: RefSeq, a predicted model, not a curated record
UUGGUGUGGUCAUGGAGCUCAUGGAGAGAGGAUCACUGGCCUCCCUACAGGAAGCCUUGGAUGGACCUCCACCCUGGCCGCUGGUCUUCAGACUGGCUCACCAAGUGGCUCUGGGUAUAAACUUCCUCCACAGUCUGCCCCGUCCCGUUCUCCACCUGGACCUGAAGCCCCCCAACGUGCUGCUGGACGACUCUCUCAAUGUCAAGGUGAGGACUCUGCUAUGAGUCAGUGUGAGGACAGAGAGGAGGGAGCCCCUCCCUCUAAAACCACUCUGUGUGGGGACCAUGACAGCCAGACCAAAGCUCAGAGUAUCAGGAUGCAGCAGCAGAAACCAGGACCUGAACCCAGCUGUGUGUCCAUGAAGAGUGACUGGUCUAUGGGUCAUCCUAUGCAGUUUAAAGAUGGACAAGCUGUUGAUGAAAGAGUUCACCAGGAGAGCUCAGAGGGCCUCGGUGGUCAGUCUGAUCUGCAGCAGCAAACAGAGCUGGACUCCAUAUUUAUGCUGUUGGAGGAAAGCAUCGUCACUUUUGUAAAGAACGAGCUGAAGAAGUUUCAGAAGGUUCUGAAUCCAGAUUACCCAGAAUGCUUAGAGAGUCAGAGGGAGGAUGAGAAGGUUUUGUAUGGUGAGGAUGAGGCGCAGAGGAGGAGGAGCAGAGAGGCAUUUCUGAAGAUCACACUGCACUUCCUGAGGAGAAUGAAGCAGGAGGAGUUGGCUGAUCGUCUGCAGAGCAGAAGUCGUUCUGGAGUUUGUCAGCGUAAACUCAAGACUAACCAGAAGAAAAAGUUCCAGUGUGUGUUUGAGGGGAUUGCUAAAGCAGGAAACCCAACCCUUCUGAGUCAGAUGUUCACAGAGAUCUACAUCAUGGAGGGAGGAACUGCAGAGGUCAAUGAUGACCAUGAGGUCAGACAGAUUGAAACAGCAUCCAGAAAACCAGACAGACCAGAAACAAUAAUCAGAUGUGAAGACAUCUUUAAAACCUUACCUGGAAGAGAUGAACCAAUCAGAACAGUGAUGACAAAGGGAGUGGCUGGCAUCGGGAAAACAGUCUUAACACAGAAGUUCACUCUGGACUGGGCUGAAGGCAAAGCCAACCAGGACAUUGAGUUCACAUUUCCAUUUACUUUCAGAGAGCUGAAUGUGCUGAAAGAAAAGUACAGCUUGGUGGAACUUGUUGAUCACUUCUUCAGUGAAACCAAAGAAGCAGGAAUCUGCAGGUUUGAAGAGUUCCAGGUUGUGUUCAUCUUUGAUGGUCUGGAUGAGUGUCGACUUCCUCUGGACUUCCACAACACUGAGAUCCUGACUGAUGUUACAGAGUCCACCUCAGUGGGUGUGCUGCUGACAAACCUCAUCAGGGGGAAACUGCUUCCCUCUGCUCGCCUCUGGAUAACCACACGACCUGCAGCAGCCAAUCAGAUCCCUCCUGACUGUGUUGACAUGGUGACAGAGAUCAGAGGGUUCACUGACCCACAGAAGGAGGAGUACUUCAGGAAGAGAUUCAGAGAUGAGGAGCAGGCCAGCAGAAUCAUCUCCCACAUCAAGACAUCACGAAGCCUCCACAUCAUGUGCCACAUCCCAGUCUUCUGCUGGAUCACUGCUACAGUUCUCGAGAAGAUGUUGAAGAGCAGAGAUGGAGGAGAGCUGCCCAAGACCCUGACUGAGAUGUACAUCCACUUCCUGGUGGUUCAGUCCAAACUGAAGAACAUCAAGUAUGAUGGAGGAGCUGGGACCAAUUCAAACUGGAAUAAAAAAACGAAGAUGAUUGAGUCUCUGGGAAAACUGGCUUUUGAACAGCUGCUGAAAGGCAACCUGAUCUUCUAUGAAUCAGACCUGACAGAGUGUGGCAUCGAUAUUAGAGAAGCCUCGGUGUACUCAGGAGUGUUCACACAGAUCUUUAAAGAAGAGAGUGGACUGUACCAGGACAAAGUGUUCUGCUUCGUCCAUCUGAGUGUUCAGGAGUUUCUGGCUGCUCUUCAUGUUCAUCUGACAUUCAUCAACUCUGGAGUCAAUCUGCUGUCAGAAGAACAAUCAACAUCCCAGCUGCCUAAUGCCUUCAGUGUCAAACCUAAAGUAAAACGUCUCUAUCAGAGUGCUGUGGACAAGGCCUUAGAGAGUCCAAAUGGACACCUGGACCUGUUCCUCCGCUUCCUCCUGGGUCUUUCACUGCAGACCAAUCAGAAACACUUACAAGGUCUGAUGACAUAUGCAGGAAGUCGCUCACUGACCAAUCAGAAAACAGUCGAGUACAUCAAGACAAAGAUCUGUGAGGAUCUGUCUGCAGAGAGAAGUAUCAAUCUGUUCCACUGUCUGAAUGAACUGAAUGAUGGUUCUCUAGUGGAGGAGAUCCAACAGGCCCUGAGUUCAGGAAGUCUCUCCACAAAUAAACUGUCUCCUGCUCAGUGGUCAGCUCUGGUCUUCAUCUUACUGUCAUCAGAAAACAAUCUAGACGUCUUUGACCUGAAUAAAUACUCUGCUUCAGAGGAGGCUCUUCUGAGGCUGCUGCCAGUGGUCAAAGCCUCCAACAAAGCUCUACUGAGUGGCUGUACCCUGUCAGAGAGAAGCUGUGAAGCUCUGUCCUCAGUUCUCAGCUCCCAGUCCUCUAGUCUGAGAGAGCUGGACCUGAUUAAAAAUGACCUACAGGAUUCAGGAGUAGAUCAUCUGUCCUCUGGAUUGAAGAGUCCACACUGCAGACUGGAAACUCUCAGACUGAGUGACUGUGACCUUUCAGUGAGAAGCUGUGAAGCUCUGUCUUCAAUUCUCAGCUCCCAGUCCUCUAGUCUGAGAGAGCUGGACUUGAGUAACAACGACCUGCAGGAUUCAGGAGUGACGCUGGUGUCUCCUGGACUGAAGAGUCCACACUGCAGACUGCAAACUCUCAGUCUCUCAGGCUGUAUGAUCUCAAAGGAAGGCUGUACUUCUCUGGCCUCAGCUCUGAGAUCCAACCCCUCCCAUCUGAGAGUGCUGGACCUGAGCUACAAUCAUCUAGGAGACUCAGGAGUGAAGCUGCUUUCUACUUUACUGGAGGAUCCAAACUGGAGACUGGACACUCUGAGGGUGGACCAUGGUGGACCGCAGAGACUGAGACCUGGUGUGAGGAAGUAUGUCUGUGAACUGGAACUGGACACAAACACAGUACACAUAAGACUCAAACUGUCUGACAACAACAGGAAGGUGACACGUGUGGAGGAGGAUCAGUUAUAUCCUGAUCAUCCAGACAGAUUUGACCCCCGGGCUCAGCUGCUGUGUAGAGAUGGUCUGACUGGUCGCUGUUACUGGGAGGUUGAGAGGAGAGGAGAGGUUGCUAUAGCAGUGAGUUACAGAGGUAUCAGCAGGAAAGGAGACAAUGAUGACUGUAGGUUUGGAGGGAAUGAUCAGUCCUGGAGACUGUUCUGCUCUGAUGAACAAAGUUACUCUGUCUGGCACAAUAACAGAAGAACAUCCAUCACCUCCUCCUCUCUCUCUAACAGAGUAGGAGUGUAUGUGGACGUUCCUGCUGGCACUCUGUCCUUCUACACAGUCUCCUCUGACUCACUGAUCCACCUCCACACCUUCAACACCACAUUCACUCAACCUCUUUAUCCUGGGUUUUGGCUCUGGCCUGGUUCCUCAGUGUGUCUGUGUCCUCUACAGGACUGAGAGUCUCUCCUAUGGACAGAAACACUGACUGAAGAUCAGCUGCUGAAAUCAAAGUUCAGUCUGUUCACCAUCACACACACUCUGCACUGUGAAGCAGAUCUGAGACUCAAACACACAAAACAUUCAUCUGAUUUCAUCUCUGGGAUUAUCUACAUUUGAACUGUUGGACUAAAAACACUUCAUGAUAUGGAACAUCUAAAAUAAUAAUGAAUAGUUAUUUGUAACUAUUAUUGCUUUUAUUUUUGGAAUCAUUCUGUAAUAGAUUUAAAAUUUGGAAAACGUUUCUAUAAACAAUCAUCAUAUAGUCUAAUGUAUCUAAAUGCUUUUAAUAAAAUCGAUAU